AUGAGCGGCUGCGGCCUGGGCGGCGGAGUUGACUCGGACGACCCGUUUGACUCAGAAGAGUCAAUGAUGGACUUCCCUGUGCCGCCCAUGCCCGUGCACGAGAUCAUGCGCUGCCUGCACUCCUCCGCUGCUGAAAUGGCCGCCGAGGACGGCAACCCUGAAGGGGUCGUCCCUGAUGCUGGCAACAAUGGUGCCUCUGACGGCGCUGUUAACCCUACCACAUGUGGUAACCCUACUACUUCCGGUAACCCUGCCUCUGCUGUCCCUGGCCGAGCCACUGCUGCUGCGAAGGACGGGCGAGAGACUGACAGCACUCCCAUGCAGGCACCUACCUGCGCCUCUCCUCGGGGCUCCACUGCUGGUGCCAGCCCUGCCGGUUUCACCCCUGCUGGUGCUGCAGGGCUGGCUUCAGCGGCCUCGUCAACUGAUUCGUCGCCGCUUACAGCGGGCGCUACUGCCAGGGCGGGGCAGGUAGCUGAGUCAUCGAGUGAUCGGGCGGACAGCAGGAAGUGUCUGGACGAGCACAACAAGGCCAUCAGCUGGUGCAUGCUCGUGUUUGCCCAUGCCAAGCGGUGGAGGGAGCAGAAGCAGAAGCGGCAGCUUGGUGCAGCCGAAGCAGGUGGGCCGAAGUCAAAGAAAGCACGGCACAAGCAGCAGGAGUUACAGCAGCAGCCGCAACCGAAGCAACCACCACUCCAGCAGCAGCCGCAGCAGCAGCAGCAGCAGCAGCAGCAGCAGCCACAGGGCCCACUACAGGUGUCACCACCAGUGGCUCCCCAGGUGCAGCAGACGACACCACAGCAGGUGUUGCUUCAGAUGCCACAGCAUGCACCGAUUGUCACACAGCAUGCACCAGUAGUCCCCAAGCAAGCAUGCGCCCCCUCUCAUCCUCCUCUUCUUCGCAUCAGCCAGCAUUGUCCCUGUCCCGCAAUCCUUGUGACUCACCCUCCCACUCCCCACCCUCCGCCCCCCUGUUCCUAUCCCACUGCCCCUCACCCUGCUCCUCUCACUGCUCCUCACGCUGCUCCUACCACUGCCCCUCACGCUGCCCUUCACACUGCCCCUCACACUGCCCCUCACACUGCCCCUCACACUGCCCCUCACACUGCCCCUCACACUGCCAUUCCCACUGCCCCUCCCAAUGCCCCCCACACAACCCCUCCCUCUUCUUACCACCGCCCUCCACAGCAUCCCUCCCUCCACCCUUCCCUUCAGCCCCCCCCAAUUCCACACCACCAUCCGUGUUACACUUCCCAGCAGCAGCCACACCAUUGCUCAGACCCACAGUGUACUUGCAAUACCCCUCUCCACCCAUCUGCUGCACUUCUAACCUACCCAGAACCAUCAGAACCGCGCGCUUCUUGGUCUACUACAACUACCCUGGAACCUCUUCCUGCAGAUUUUCCAUGCCCAUUUCCCGUCCCUCAUUGCGCAUCCUCCAUCCCUCCUUCAUCACAAGUCCGGGAUGUAUUUCUGCACUGCAGUCCUGCAGUGGAGGAAACCACGGGAUACCUGGCUCUGUUGCAAUCUCCUGAAGCUGAAUCACCUGAUAACCACGUGCUACAGCAGAGGGGAUUCUGUACAGCACAAAUUCAACGGCGCGGAUCUGCUUAUCAACAAGAGGCGUAUCUCCAAUCAACGGCCCAGGGGAACAGAGGUUCCGUGGUCGUGUAUGACACACAGGUGAACGCUGAAGGGCGGCCCUGGCUGCACCAAGAAGAGCUGGGUUGGGGGGAGCAGCAGCUGCGUGAGGGGUGGGAGGAAGCUUCUGAGUCGCCUCUGGGGCGGCUUGCACAAAGCCGAGAGGAGGGGGGCUGGCAGCAACAGGCAGAGUCGCAGUGGGAGGCUCAGAGGGAGGCACAGCAGCAGGCACACGGGCACGAUUCAGUUCUGCUUCACCCUUCCUCUGCCUUCCCUGUGAACCCUUUCACUUCCCCGCAUCCUUCUCAUCAAGGAGAGACCUUCCCUCUGGCAUCAGUCUCUGACCUGAAGCCCUGCAGCCGAGCGCUCAUCUCUGCUGCUCUCCAUCAUGACAUGCUCGAGACGAGCAAUCAGCUCGCUGGGUCUGGUGGGAGCAGCGUGGCGGAAAGCACGUGGAGCAUGCAUGAAGAUGCGGGGAAAGAGGGGUUUUUGGAGGAAAUUGGACUCAGUAAGGCACAACUCAGUAAGGCACAUAGUGUGGAUGGGAGCGAGAGCACCAGCUGCUUCAUGCGUUUUGAUGAUUUUCUGGGCACAAGCCCGGGUAGGGAUGCAUGCAGUGGCAGACCGGAGCAGGAAGGCAAAGAGAGGCUUCAGAGUGCUCAUUGGAACCACCUCGAUAUGCGGGGCACUCCCGGUGAAAAUCACCACGUGGCUCAGAAGCCCAUCCCCAGCCCUGAACCGCCUCAAUCUGCGGGGCACUCCCGCCCGAUGAAAGCCACUGCGUGGCACAGCCACCACAUCUCCAUUGCGGCUUAA
Molecule: messenger RNA, 2457 nt
Organism: Closterium sp. Naga37s-1
Lineage: Eukaryota; Viridiplantae; Streptophyta; Zygnematophyceae; Desmidiales; Closteriaceae
Source: the annotation of a GenBank genome assembly